This is a messenger RNA of Aureobasidium uvarum, 1509 nucleotides long. The record is from the annotation of a GenBank genome assembly. Lineage: Eukaryota; Fungi; Ascomycota; Dothideomycetes; Dothideales; Saccotheciaceae.
UCCGAAGCCGAGCACAUCGAGAUGACGGCCGUGGACGAACCGAUCAACACUGACACACCUCAUGAUGAGGGCAUACAUCUCACGCUCUGGCAAGCAGCGAAGACCUUUCCCCGGAUCAUUCUCUUUUCUCUGGCGGCCUGUUCAGCGGGUGGCACCUUCGGAUACGAUGUCGUAGUCAAUGGGGCAGCUGUAGCUAUGCCCAGCUUCCUGCUCUACUUUGGCGCCGUAACACCUACCUACACGCUGUAUCUCCCCAGUAACUGGGCGUCGCUACUCAGUGCCAUGUCUGCACUCAUGCAAGCAAUCGGAGGCAUCCUCAUCGCACCAAUCUCCGAUCGAUAUGGCAGAAGGAUCGCGAUCAUAUCACCUUGUUUUAUCUCUGCCGUCGGAGUCGGACUUCAAUACGGGGCGACCACGCGUGGUAUGCUCCUUGCUGGUAAAAUGGUCAACGGACUCGCCAUCGGUGCCAUGCUGAGUGCAGCAACUGCUUGGGCUUUCGAGAUAUCUCCUGUGCGCUUACGUGGACCGAUACAGUCAGGUAUUGUCCUCUUUACGGUCUUCAUGCAAGCAAUGGCGCUCGUGGUUGUUCGUCAACUCGUGACGAAGAUCACACCCAAAGCCUUUCGUCUCGUCUUUGCCAUGCAGUGGAUCUUCUGUGGACUCACCUGCAUAUCGUGCUUCCUUGUACCCGAAAGUCCGACUUGGUUAAUCCUCAAAGGGCGGCACGAUCAAGCAAGGAAGACGGUCGCUCGGCUCUAUGGACGUCAAAACAAUCCUGAUGCCUGGUAUGAGAUCAUUGCAGACAAGAUUCGCCAGGAAGCUGCCUACGAGCAAAGCUCAGGCAUCGGAAGCUUCCUCGACCUGUACAGGGGCAGCAAUCUCAAGAGGACACUGACGGUACACCUUCUGUUUUUCGGAAUCGGCCUUGCUGGGUCGUCCUUCCUAGGACAAAGCAUAUACUUUCUGCUUACAGCAGGACUCCCGGCAGUCCACACCUUCGACAUCUCCAUCGGCGGAUUCUGUCUUGCUCUGUUCGCCAUCGUUGCCUCAUGGGUAUAUAUUGAGAAGAUUGGCCGUCGGUCCUUGUGGUUGCUCGGUUGCGCAGUCAACGUUAUCAUCAUGGCCAUCAUCGGAGGUCUCUACUGGGCUCCAGGAAAGGGGCCUCUGUGGGCUAUUGCGAUUUUGAUGCUUCGCAGCAAGAACCGAGCAGUCACCAUCUUCUCGAAUGCUCUUACCACUUGGCUCUUCAACUUCGUGCUUCCAUACAUGUACAACAUUGACAGUGGAGACCUCGGCGCUAGGACUGGACUCGUUUUUGCGGGCUCAUCUUUGUUGCUUCUUUUGAUCUCGCAUCCGCUGAUUCCGGAUCUCCGCGGCCUUACUACUGCCGAGAUCGACUGGCUAUAUGAGAACAGAAUCAGCCCGAGGAGGUUCCAGGAGUAUGCUGGUGGCCGUGCUGCCCAAGCUGUCGCAGCUGCCACGGACGGAAAGUUAGCAGGAACAUUUUAG